CGUUGUCGAUUGGACUUUUCAUGAAUUCUGUGCCCAGUAGGCCGUCUAACAGCACCGAAUGUCCCGGCCAUUGGUCUUCAACUGCUUCUGCUGGAGUAACGUAUGUUUCUAGUCAGGCAAAGAAGAGGGCAGCCCUCAGGUCCUCAUCUCAUAGGACCCUUCCACCUCUCCAACCUUCCAGCCUGGGCCCGGGGCUGUCAUUGGUGAAGGAGCCACACCAUGCUGCAGGGAAGGCUGUUCGCCCGCUUCCUCCUACAGCAGAAUGGAGUAAGGCAAUGCUCCUACACAGCUUCCAGGAAGCACUUGUAUAUAAAUAAAGAUACGAGGGUUAUCUGCCAGGGAUUCACUGGGAAGCAGGGUACCUUUCACAGCCAGCAAGCUUUGGAAUAUGGAACCAAGUUAGUUGGUGGAGUCUCACCUGGAAAAGGUGGGAGCACUCAUCUUGGCUUGCCAGUCUUCAACUCUGUGGCAGAGGCCAAGAAAGCCACUGAUGCCACUGCCUCUGUCAUUUAUGUGCCACCUCCAUUUGCUGCUGCUGCAAUCCAUGAAGCUAUAGAAGCAGAAAUAUCCCUGGUAGUGUGUAUUACAGAAGGAAUCCCCCAACAGGACAUGGUGCGGGUCAAACACAGGCUUCUUCGUCAGCCUACAACACGGUUAAUUGGUCCCAACUGUCCUGGAGUCAUUAAUCCUGGCGAAUGUAAAAUUGGAAUCAUGCCUGGGCAUAUUCACAAAAAAGGAAGGAUUGGGAUUGUGUCCAGAUCCGGAACCCUGACCUAUGAAGCUGUGCAUCAGACCACGCAGGUUGGAUUGGGACAGUCGCUGUGCGUCGGUAUUGGCGGUGACCCCUUCAACGGAACCAAUUUCAUCGAUUGCCUUGAUGUCUUCUUGAAUGAUCCUAAAACGGAAGGCAUUAUACUGAUCGGGGAGAUUGGUGGCAGCGCUGAAGAGAAUGCAGCUGAAUUUCUAAGAGUAAACAAUUCUGGUCCUAAUGCCAAACCUGUAGUGUCCUUUAUCGCUGGUCUGACUGCUCCCCCCGGCAGGAGAAUGGGACAUGCUGGAGCCAUUAUUGCUGGGGGAAAAGGAGGUGCUAAGGAGAAAAUUGCAGCUUUGCAGAAAGCUGGUGUCGUUGUUAGUAUGUCCCCUGCCCAGCUGGGCAGCACCAUGCACAAGGAAUUUGAAAAGAGAAAGAUGCUGUAAGUGUGGAAGGAGAUGACGCCUUUUGCACAGAGCACGUCCAACUUAUGCGUAUUCUCUAAAUGACGUCCGUCACCUCCCGUUCCCACUCCGCAGUGUAUUGGACACACCCAAAAUGGCCGGUACCUUGUUUCUUCCUAGUCUCAAAUCUUGGAUGGACCUGUUAAUAUGACUGUACAACCUUCCCAAAUAAAGACUUCCAUUUAUUUUGGAUCCUGA
This is a messenger RNA of Xenopus laevis (African clawed frog), 1413 nucleotides long. RefSeq names its product succinate-CoA ligase, alpha subunit S homeolog (gene suclg1.S). Gene Ontology annotation, cellular component: succinate-CoA ligase complex (ADP-forming); mitochondrion. The transcript has 9 exons. Gene Ontology annotation, biological process: tricarboxylic acid cycle. Gene Ontology annotation, molecular function: succinate-CoA ligase (ADP-forming) activity; succinate-CoA ligase (GDP-forming) activity; catalytic activity. The coding region runs from base 220 to 1197 and encodes 325 amino acids. Lineage: Eukaryota; Metazoa; Chordata; Amphibia; Anura; Pipidae. The record is from RefSeq and is a predicted model, not a curated record.